Messenger RNA from Neofelis nebulosa (Clouded leopard), 2034 nucleotides. It is a transcript of the gene GRWD1, whose product is annotated as glutamate rich WD repeat containing 1. Gene Ontology annotation, molecular function: protein binding. The transcript is spliced from 7 exons. Lineage: Eukaryota; Metazoa; Chordata; Mammalia; Carnivora; Felidae. The record is from RefSeq and is a predicted model, not a curated record. Bases 41 to 1381 code for a protein of 446 amino acids.
UGACGUCCUCCCUGCGCGCCGGCGGUGAGAGGCAUCGAAGAUGGCGGCGCGCAAGGGGAGGCGGCGCACGUGUGGGACCGGGGAACCCAUGGAGGCCGAGUCCAGCGACGCAAGGACCGAAGGCCCGGCCCAGGUCUACUUGCCCGGCCGGGGACCGCCGCUCCGCGAAGGAGAGGAGCUGGUCAUGGACGAGGAGGCUUACGUGCUGUACCACCGAGCGCAGACUGGCGCCCCCUGUCUUAGCUUCGACAUAGUCCGGGAUCAUCUGGGAGACAGCCGGACAGAGCUUCCUCUUACACUUUACCUGUGCGCUGGGACCCAGGCGGAGAGCGCCCAGAGCAACAGACUGAUGAUGCUUCGGAUGCAUAAUCUGCAUGGGACAAAACCCCCGCCAUCGGAGGGCAGCGAUGAGGAGGAGGAGGAGGAGGAGGAAGAGGAGGAAGAGGAGCGGAAGCCUCAGCUGGAGCUGGCUAUGGUGCCCCACUAUGGCGGCAUCAACCGAGUCCGGGUGUCCUGGCUGGGCGACGAGCCGGUGGCCGCUGUAUGGUCAGAGAAGGGCCAGGUGGAGGUGUUUGCACUGCGGCGGCUCCUGCAGGUGGUGGCUGACCCACAGGCCCUGGCGACCUUCCUCCGGGACGAGCAGGCCCGGGUGAAGCCCAUCUUUGCCUUCGCUGGCCACAUGGGAGAGGGCUUUGCGCUGGACUGGUCCCCCCGUGUGUCUGGGCGCCUGCUGACUGGUGACUGUCAGAAGAACAUCCACCUCUGGACGCCUGUGGACGGCGGCUCCUGGCACGUGGACCAGCGGCCAUUCGUGGGCCACACGCGCUCUGUGGAGGACCUUCAGUGGUCCCCGACUGAGGACACGGUGUUCGCCUCCUGCUCGGCUGACGCCUCCAUUCGCAUCUGGGACAUCCGGGCCGCCCCCGGCAAGGCGUGCAUGCUCACCACCGCCACCGCCCACGAUGGGGACGUCAACGUCAUCAGCUGGAGCCGCCGGGAGCCCUUCCUGCUUAGCGGCGGGGACGACGGGGCCCUCAAGAUCUGGGACCUGCGGCAGUUCAAGUCUGGCUCCCCAGUGGCCACCUUCAAGCAGCACGUGGCCCCCGUGACCUCUGUCGAGUGGCACCCCCAGGACAGCGGGGUCUUUGCAGCCUCGGGCGCGGACAACCAGAUCACGCAGUGGGACCUGGCCGUGGAACGGGACCCCGAGGCCGGCGACGCGGAGACGGACCCCGCGCUGGCGGACCUUCCCCAGCAGCUCCUGUUCGUGCACCAGGGCGAGACCGACCUGAAGGAGCUGCACUGGCACCCACAGUGCCCCGGGGUCCUGGUCAGCACCGCCCUGUCGGGCUUCACCGUCUUCCGCACCGUCAGCGUCUGAGGAGGCCCGCCGUGCCUUCGCCUGGGGACCGGGUCGAAGUUGGUUCCGCCGGAAGGGACGCGUUCGGAUCGGUGCGCCAGCCCUCCUCCGAGAGAAGGACCCGGUUGGGCCCGUUAGCUGCCAUGAUGGAUUCCGUUUGACUCGCUGUUCUUGGAGAGGACUCGCUUUGGUCCCGUGACCCCUCUUGCCAAAGGCUGUGCUUUGACCCGUGACUCUCAAAAUAACCACUUGGUUUGCUCCGGUGACCCUUGGGGCAAAAGACUCGGUUUUGACUGGUGACCCCUCCCACCGGAAGACUUGGCUUCGCCCUGUGACCCCCUCUGUCCCCCACCUGUCGGAGGACUCUGGCCUGUUGCCCAGGUGAGCCUGGCGUGGCCUCCUGUUGCUGCGGACGCUGUAAGCCGCGGACCCGGUCUCGGCCGCGGGUCUCCCCCGGGGGGUAGCUCGGGCACUUUACGAUGGGUGGGCCACAUCUGAGGGGUGGGUUCCUCUAGCAGAAUCCGGUCUGGCUCUUUGUUUUCCUGCCAUCAGAGUUCGGCCAGGACGUCCCAGCAGGGGACUGUGUGGGUCCUCCCUCCCUCCUGCAUCCAAGGCGGGGCGCUAUGCAGGAAGGAAGGUCAGGGGCUCCUGAGGCAGUAAAGGACCAGAAUGAG